Lodderomyces parapsilosis is the source of this 1548-nucleotide messenger RNA. RefSeq lists its product as uncharacterized. The transcript has a single exon. The record is from RefSeq and is a predicted model, not a curated record. NCBI's taxonomy places the organism in Eukaryota, Fungi, Ascomycota, Pichiomycetes, Serinales, Debaryomycetaceae. Gene Ontology annotation, cellular component: fungal-type vacuole. Gene Ontology annotation, biological process: proteolysis. Gene Ontology annotation, molecular function: serine-type carboxypeptidase activity. The coding region runs from base 1 to 1548 and encodes 515 amino acids.
AUGAAACUCUUCAACGUUGCUGCAGCUGCUUUAGCUGUAUUUGGAAUCACAUCCGGGUUACAGCAACCAUUGACAUUACCAAUCUUGGACGAUCCUGACGGCCACUUGUUCUUGAAAGCCUCGAGAUAUUUCAACGAACCAUUAAGUACUUUGACCCAAGAGACAAAAAAGUUAUGGAGUCAAUUCGUAUUCAACUCGAACGCUUUUAAAGCUUUGAAAUCAACCGGCGGAUUUUCCAAAAUUACAAAGCAGGAGUUUGAUUUCCACGUUACAGAUAAAGCUUUACCAAACCACCAAUUGAGGGUCAAGGACCCGUCCAGCUUGGGACUUGACACUGUUAAACAAUAUUCCGGAUACUUGGACAUUGAGGACGGGAAGAAGCAUUUUUUCUUUUGGGCAUUUGAAAGUCGAAAUGACCCAAAGAAUGACCCAGUUAUUUUGUGGUUGAAUGGUGGUCCAGGUUGCUCAUCAUCUAUGGGGUUGUUUUUUGAGUUGGGACCAGCAUCAAUCAACAAGGAUAUACAACCAGUUCAUAACCCAUAUGCUUGGAACAAUAAUGCAACUGUCAUAUUCUUGGAUCAGCCAGCAAACACAGGCUACUCUUAUACAGAGAAGCCUGUUUCAAACACUAUGGCUGCAGGUGAAGAUGUCUAUGCCUUUUUGGAAUUAUUUUUCAAACAAUUCCCACAAUAUGCCAAGUUGGAUUUCCACAUUGCCGCUGAAUCCUAUGGUGGCCACUUUGCACCCGUUUACGCAAGUGAAAUCAUGAGUCACCCAGAGCGCUCUUUCAACUUGACCUCCGUUUUGAUUGGAAACGGUUUGACGGACACUUUAGUCCAAUACGAGUACUUCCAACCAAUGGCUUGUGGCGAAGGUGGUUCAGAAGCCGUUGUUGACCCUCAACAGUGUCAAAUCAUGGAUUCCACAAAACCUCUCUGUUUAGCACUUAUCAAGCAGUGCUAUGACACUGAGUCUGUUUGGUCAUGCUUCCCUGCCACUGUUUUCUGUAACGAGGCUCAGAUGGGACCUUAUCAAAGGGCUGGUUACAACAUGUACGAUGUUAGACUCAAGUGUGAUGGUUCGCAAUUGUGCUAUGAGAGUCUUGAGUAUAUCGACAAGUACUUGAACAAGCCCGAAGUUUUGGAGGCAGUGGGCGCUGAAGUCUCAGGUCAUGAGUCCUGCGAUGCUGGUAUCUACGCAAACUUUUUGUACUCUGGUGACUGGAUGAAGCCAUACUACAAAAAGGUAAUUGAUGUUUUGGAAAAGGGCGUCCCUGUAUUGAUUUACGCCGGUGAUAAAGAUUUUAUUUGUAACUGGUUGGGAAACCAGGCUUGGACUGACAGGCUACAAUGGAGUGGCGCACAGGGAUAUGCCAAAGCACCAAUUAGAAAAUGGGAAGUAGAUGGUGAGCAUGCCGGAAAUGUCAAAAACUAUGACAAAUUUACAUUCCUAAGAGUCUUUGAUGCUGGGCAUAUGGUUCCGCAUGACAAACCAAAAAACUCGCUUGACAUGGUCAACAGGUGGAUCCAAGGCGAUUAUAAAUUGUAG